AUGUCCCAAGAAUACCGGCGCCGGGUUGACAAUCCGGUCAUCGUGAAGGAUGAAGUCGGAAAGGCUCGCCACAGCUGCUACGACCUACCUCCAGAUGGGCACGCCUACGGCCGUGUGUUUCCACGGGAUCCAGAAGGUGCUCGUGAGGUCACUAGCAGAUGGACCCAACAUCUCAAGAGCGUGCAGCCGGCAGAUCUGGCGCAGGAUUUUCGAGCCAUCAACAAGACGGCGGUGAAGAGGGGCGUUCGACCACUCGAAAGCGGGACUGCCAAGCAAAUGAACACCUUUCGUCGAGGAGUGGACAUCAGGCUGAACCCACCCCGCAACGAAGAUGGCAGCACCGUGGUGCGGCGUCCGGUGGAUCGCUCUGCAACCUAUGGCCGGGCAAACUUGCCUUCCACUCCGAUGCAGGAUGUGCUCCACGGGGCCUUCGCCUCGGACUUCGAAUCGGAGAUGUCGCAGAGGUACGAAGCCUAUGCGGAGCAUGAUGCGUUGGAGGCUCCUGGUGGCAAACAUCGCAUCAGGACCACCAAGGCCCAGGCGUUGCGCGUGGGCGCGCGGCGCUUGGCGGAGGCGCCGCCGAGGAUUUUGAGGCCCAAGGAUCCCUUCAGGCACCUUACUCCUCGGCUGCUGCUGCAGCCGCUGUCUGCUCGGGAGAAGUCAGCGCCUGAGGAGCUUGAUGCAAGCCACGAGGUUGCUGAAGGUGGUCCAGAGACUGAUGCGCCGGAUCUGGGAUGA
Messenger RNA from Cladocopium goreaui, 738 nucleotides. NCBI's taxonomy places the organism in Eukaryota, Dinophyceae, Suessiales, Symbiodiniaceae. The record is from the annotation of a GenBank genome assembly.